UUAAUAAUCUCUGAGUUCCUUAUUAUUUGAUCUGUCUUCUACUUUAUUUUUUUUUUCUUCUUCUUCUCUCUCUCAUCUCUCUGGACUCUCUCAGACCUUGUUUCUUCUGUCGUCCGGCGUUAAAAGCUUCGGGUGUGGUCCGGCGAAGAAGCCAUUACAGAGAGUGAUGUCUCAUUCUAGAAGGCUUUCGUUAGAACCUGCUAUAGAUUCAGUUACUGGUAGAUUCCGUGUUUUAAAGAGACACGAUGAUGAUGAUGAUGACGUCAACAAACCUGACUUCAGAGAACUCGAUCUGGGUUCUCCUGUCUCUACCUUAAUGCCACGUGUCUCUGCUUCUUCUUCUUCUUCUUCUUCUUCUUCUGCAGCUGCUACUCCUACAAGCAGCUCUGGUUCCUCUUCGGGCUCUGCUUGUGGCAAACCGUCGGUGAGUUCUCAGAUGGCCAAGCGUUUCGAGAGUCACUCCGGCGAGAUUUCUAGCCCCGGAUCCGGAACCACCACCCGGAAUCUUAAACCGGGUCAUCGAAGAUCUUCUUCCACCGGUACGCCGUUGAUCUUCUCUGGCUCUACCUACUUCACCUCAGCUACUACGAGUCACACCUCGCCGCAGGGAGGUGGUGGUAGUGUCGCUACGUCGGCAGUGUCGUCGAGUCCCGGCGUUUUACCAGCCGGAAACAUCUGUCCGUCGGGUCGGAUCUUGAAAACCGGAAUGUCGAGCCGGACCUCAACAAGGACUGAGACUCUCUGUACAGGAACUGGAAAUUACGGACACGGAAACGUUGUACGAAGCGGAAGCGGAGGAGGAGGAGGAGGAAAGGCGGCGGGGAACAACGGCGAAAACCCCCCGGAGGAGUUGAAGAGAUUGGGGAAUGAUAUGUAUAGGAGAGGCAAGUUCUCUGAAGCUCUAUCGCUUUACGACAGAGCUAUUUCGAUUUCACCGGAGAAUGCUGCUUAUAGAAGCAACCGUGCGGCGGCUUUAACUGCUUUAAGACGGUUAGGAGAAGCCGUUAAAGAAUGUCUUGAAGCUGUUAGGCUUGAUCCUUCUUACUCUAGAGCUCACCAAAGACUUGCUUCUCUUUAUCUCAGAUUGGGUGAAGCUGAGAAUGCAAGACGUCAUAUUUGUUUUCCCGGGCAAUGUCCGGAUCAAGCUGAUCUCCAACGGGUGCAGACGCUUGAGAAGCAUCUCCGGCGAUGCUCGGAGGCUCGAAAGAUUGGAGAUUGGAAAACUACUAUUAAGGAAACAGAUGCAGCCAUUGCAAACGGCGCUGAUUCGUCUCCUCAGCUUGUAGCUUGUAAAGCAGAAGCCUUUUUGCGUCUUAACCAAAUAGAGGAUUCAGAUUUUUGUAUAUCUUGCGUUCCAAGACUCGAUCAUCAUCAUUACCAAUCUCAAGUGCAAGCUAAACUCUUUGGUAUGGUAGCUGAAGCUUAUGUGCUCUGUAUUCAAGCUCAAGUUGAUAUGGCAUUAGGAAGAUUUGAGAAUGCGGUUGUAAAGGCAGAGAGAGCUGUAAUGAUCGACCAGACCAAUCCCGAGGUAACGUCGGUUUUAAACAAUGUGAAGAUGGUUGUGAGGGCACGUACUUGUGGUAAUGAGCUUUUCAGUACGGGGAGAUUCUCGGAAGCUAGUGUAGCUUAUGGAGACGGUCUCAAGCACGAUGGCUCCAACUCGGUUUUGUACUGCAACAGAGCAGCGUGUUGGUAUAAACUCGGUUUGUGGGAGAAAUCUGUUGAAGAUUGUAACCAUGCGCUCAAAAUCCAGCCUAGUUACAUCAAGGCACUUCUAAGAAGAGCGGCUUCAUAUGGAAAGCUUGGUCGGUGGGAGGAUGCGGUUAGAGAUUAUGAGUUCUUGAGAAGGGAACUUCCGGGAGACAGCGAAGUUGCAGAGUCUUUAGAGAGAGCGAAAACUUUGCUAAUGAACAGAAGCCAAGAAUCUAAAAGCUUAGGAUUCAACAACGAAGUUGAAGCGGUUUCGACUUUGGAUAAGUUCAAGAGCUCUGUAUCACUUCCCGGUGUCUCUGUGUUUCAUUUCAAAUCAUCAUCAAACCGACAAUGCGAAGAAAUCUCUCCCUUCAUCAACACUUUAUGUCUCCGGUAUCCAUUAGUACAUUUCUUUAAGGUGGAUGUGGAGGAGAGCAUGGUGUUGGCGAAAGCAGAGAGUAUCAGGAAAGUUCCGACAUUUAAGAUGUACAAGAAUGGAGAUAAAGUGAAGGAGAUGGUUUGUCCUAGCCACCAGUUUCUAGAGGACUCUAUAAAGCAUUUUCUCUUAUGAUUGAGAAAGCCCUAUUCAUCAAUUCUCUACUUCCCUAUGAGAUUCGAUGAUCAGAAGAGCCUAUUUAAAGACUCAGAAAGCAAUCUUUGUGAACGAUGGGGAAAGAGCUAUUCUAUCAAAUUCAACAAACUAUUCAUUCUUUCUUCUAUUUUUGAUUCUAAUUCUUUUUUUUUCUUUUUCUUUUUGGAGUUUGACUCUACUUGCUUUGGCUAUAUUACAUAUGAGUAAAUGUUCAGAAGGAUUCAAGAAAUGCAAGCUUCAUUAUCUAUUUCCACCUCA
Molecule: messenger RNA, 2542 nt
Organism: Camelina sativa (false flax)
Lineage: Eukaryota; Viridiplantae; Streptophyta; Magnoliopsida; Brassicales; Brassicaceae
Product: inactive TPR repeat-containing thioredoxin TTL3
Cellular component (GO): cytoplasm
Molecular function (GO): protein binding
Source: RefSeq, a predicted model, not a curated record